Fusarium keratoplasticum is the source of this 2784-nucleotide messenger RNA. RefSeq lists its product as uncharacterized. Lineage: Eukaryota; Fungi; Ascomycota; Sordariomycetes; Hypocreales; Nectriaceae. The record is from RefSeq and is a predicted model, not a curated record. The transcript is spliced from 3 exons. Gene Ontology annotation, molecular function: hydrolase activity. Bases 1 to 2784 code for a protein of 927 amino acids.
AUGAACUCGCUCAACACCACUUCAGUCUCACUGGCAGUGACGCCAACUGUCGUGUCGACUCUCUUUUCACAUUACUUUAACAGGAAGCCCCUGAGGCAACGCCCGACUGCCCAUCUGUCCUACGAUGAAGGCCUUCACCUGAUUCGGUCGUUCCUCGAGUACUCAUCACAACACACCGUCGAGGAGCUUCAGGCCUUUACCGCUCAAUGGGUACCGCAUCCGCAAUGGGUCAAGGUCGAAGAUGCGACCGUUCCCGAGGAGCAAUUGACCCGCGCCGCCGAGCUGCUCCACAAGCAGCUGGGCACCGACGGCCUCCGGCAGGUCGGCGGCGAGAAGUGGUGGCAAUGGCGGAAGCCCAAGAGCUCUCUCGAGGCCGAAUGGAUCGAGAUGCGCUCGGAUGCCUGGGAGAGGAAGCAGAAUGGCGGCAAUUCGCGACGCGUCAUGAUGUACAUCCACGGAGGCGCAUACUACUUUGGUAGCGUGGAUGAACAUCGGUAUCAGAUGCAGCGCCAUGCUCGCAAGCUCAAGGCGCGUGUGUUUGCGCCUCGCUAUCGAUUGUCGCCGCAGUUUCCUUUCCCUUGCGGCCUUCACGAUUGUCUCGCCGCCUACCUCUAUCUCUUGACGGUUCAAGAUCCCACGACCAUUGUGCUGGCAGGAGACUCGGCAGGCGGCGGCAUGGUCAUGUCUCUGCUGUGUGUUCUGAGGGAUCAGGGAAUUCCAUUGCCUGCUGGAGCUGUGCUGAUCAGCCCAUGGGUCGACCUGACACACUCGUUCCCCAGCGUCUCUGGAGAAGCGCCGAUGGACUACAUCCCUCAGUCUGGAUUUCACCACAAGCCCUCUCAGGCAUGGCCGCCGCCCAAUGAGGAUGAUAUUGCGAUGCUCAGAGAGGUGGCUUUGAAGAAGAAGAACAACCAGGCCAAGAAGACACCAGGGACGCAAGAGCUCAAGGAGAGGCAGCACGCACCUGUUGUAAAGAAGGAACCAUCCGAUGCCUCGUGCAGAUCAGACUGGAUCAACGGUGGGGUUCCAAUCAAUCCUGAUAAGCUUCUUUCAGUCGCCAUCGACGGUGAAAUGGUCAAGCUCAAGGAUCAGAUUCAGAUGUAUACUUCUAAUGAACUCCUGGCUCAUCCGCUGGUUAGCCCUGUCAUGCAGCCCACCCUGGGCGGUCUGCCGCCUCUUCUCAUCAUGGUUGGAGGAGGAGAGAUUCUUCGUGACGAGCAGAUCUAUCUGGCUCACAAGUGUGCUAACCCUGCCAAAUAUGCACCACCUGAAGAAGCCUUGACAGAAGAAGGAAGGGCCCGACUGGAGCAGUACAAGCCAACCGACGUCCAGCUCCAAAUAUGGGAUGAUCUCUGCCAUGUGGCGCCAACACUCAGCUUCACUCGACCUGCCAAGCACAUGUACAGAUCCAUUGCUCAGUUUAGCGCCUGGGCCCUUGCCAGAGCCCAAAAGCGAGGCAUUGAUAUUCUUGACGACGACGCUAUCUCAGUCAUUUCUGAGUCUGGAUCCGAUAGCGAGCGGUCACAAAGGCCCAAAACCCCAGAACUAGAGAGGGUUGCUACCAAUCUUCCGCCUGGUCAGGUUGGAAAGGCCGGUGACCCCCUCCCACCAUUCAAGAACCACAUGAUUCGGCAGAAGGUUACUCGUCACGGUGCUACUUUGCCUUUGGCUCCCGAAGCUGAAUUACCCGCAUGUUGUGUUCAGCCUGCCACAGUUGGUGUUGUGAAGGAGGGUACCGUCAAGAAAUGGCUUGCGAUGAGGAAACAGUGGGAUAACCGCUUCGCUUCGGCUAAGGCAAAGAUUCACAAGAAGAUUGUCGAUGACAUGGUGGCAGGCUAUCAUGAAUUUGGCCCUGGCGAGUAUCCUCCCCCUACUGCCUUGGCGGGACGACGACGGGUCGACUCGGAGCUGGUGGAGGGCAAGAAACAAAAGAGUUGGGGCCUGGCAAUGUGGUCGCUGUGGGGUUCCAAGCACGAUGAAAUGACGGUCGAAAGGGAGAAGAAGGCGGGCGAAGAGCCAGAAGUUCGCGUCGCUACACCAGCUGAUGGGCAAGGGGCACGUUCCUUUGCCGACAUCGAGGGCCAAGAUAGGCCCAAGAUGCUGUCAGACCAAUCUCGCAGUCGAUCUCAUCGCAAGACGGUCGUCGAUGAGAACCAGACAGGCAGCAUGGUUAUCACUGAGGAUAUGCCUGUCGCCCAUCUCUUGGAGCAGAGAAGGGAACAGGAGGCCGCUAAGCCUGGAUUGCUCAGUCCUGAUUUUGUGCCAGAGACUGGUGUUGCAGGAAAGCGACCAUUUCUUGAUGGCAUCGCUUUGCCGUUCAGCCUUAAUAAGGAAGCUGACACAGCAAGCAUGAUGACCCUGCACUCGACCGCUACUCCGCUCCCAGGCUCAAGGCCCAUGAGCUUAGUUCUUGUGGAUGAUGACUCGACUCAGCCGACGCAGACAACCCAGAUGACAUCACAAGAAGAAGACGCGCCGGCAACUGGCGUAGCUGGCAAGCGUCCUUAUCUCGACGGUAUCGCACUACCAUUCAGCUUGAAUAGGGAAGCUGAGACGGCUAGUAUGAUGACCUUGCAAUCCAACGUCACCCCGCUUCCAGGCUCGCGGCCCAUGAGCCCAAGUGUUUUGGGCGACGACUCGGCGCAGUCGACAAAGCAAACCGAAGAAGUUAAAGAGAAUGGAGAGAAGAAAGAGGAGGGAUUGACUCUAGCAGUGCCUGCCCCCGAGCGGCCUGGCUUGGACACGUUUGUCACGGCUCAAGAGGAGCUUCCCCGUAUCAAGUAA